GAGAGAGAAGAGGGAGAGAGGAGAGGGAGAGACGAGAGGAGGAAACAGGGGAAACAACAGGGCAGUACCAAGGUCAGUGGUAAAGAAAGAGGGGGAGGAGGUGCUUCAAGUGUGGUAGCCAAGAUUGCUCUGCAAGCUGCAGUGAGGACUAUGGUGAAUCAAACUGUGCCCUUGUAACGCAUGAAGUCCAUGGGGGAUGAAAAGAUCCACUUGCAGCCUAUAGGAAAAGUGCUCACACUGGAGUGGGUGGAUGCCAGAGAAAGCUGUGAUCUAGUAGGAGACCCGAAGUGAGACGGCCCCCUCUUCCAGAGAUAGAGGGCCAUUGCUUCCAAACUAGAGCAGCCUAUCCUUAAAAGACUGCACUCCGUGUGACUUGUCCCACAACAGUUUUGGGAUGACUGUUUGCCCGUGUGAGAGACCUCAUGAUACAGCAGAAAAAAGACUCCUCUCCCUGAAUAAACAGAAAAAGACCUUGAGUGAUGAACUGACCAAAACCCCCGUGUCAUGUCUCCCUGCAUUGUUGGUGGGAAGGAGGGAGGGGCUGGGGAGGGAAAAAGGUGUUUUAAGCACUUAUUUUACUUCUCAUUUUCAUCCUUUGACUCUGCUAAUAAUAAAUCCACUUUAUACCUUUAAAUUUUAGCUUCUUUUGCCCUUAGAGUGUUUUUUUUCUCCCAAUCCUUGUCUCAACUCAUUAGCGUGUCGUUCAUCUUUUUCCCUCUCCUUUGCCCGACUGUAGCAGGAGAGGUUAAGCGAACAACUCUUGUGGGUGCCUGAUGUUUGGCCAGUGUCAAACCAUGACAUAUGGCAACUUAACCUUUAAUACUACCUGCAGCUGCAAUGUUAUCUGCAGUGGGUUGUUGGACAUAACAAGUGCGACAUAUAGUGUCCAUAUGCAGAUAGCAUUGCAGAUCCUAUCACAUGUGUUAUCUGAUAGCAUUGCACAGUUCUGUGGAGACAGCAACAUUGUUACAGAUAUAGCACAUAUCCAGGGCUCAGCACUGCUCAGACCAAAUAUACUCAAUACCACACCAUGUAUGGUGCUUGCUCCCCUCCACAUCCACAUGUUCUCCUCCUCUUUAGUACAGGUGAGACUGUAGGGGACACUGCUGCACGGGAAGGAUGCACAAGCACUCACUGCCCAGGGAGAUGCUAAGGGCACAAAGCACCUCAGCCUGGGCAGAAGGCUUCAGGGCUUUAUACAGCCCACCAGGACUGGGAGGGGCUUCAGCCAGACUUUUCUUCUGGCAGCUCUGGCAGGCGGAGAUACCAUGGAUCACAGUGGAGAGGAGAGACUCAGCAAUGCUCCUCCAGCCUGCAGCAGCUCCAGCUGAAAUGAUCACUAGAAGACACUUAGCCCAUACAGCAUUUGUUGAACAUGUCCCAAAAAAAUCCAUUCAUUGCCUGUGACACUCAAGCAGCUUCAACAUGGACCUAACUACAGCCUUCCCUUACUCUCUUGCAGAAGAGAAUAAGAAGCCACCAACAACUGCAGUGGAGCCAGUGUUUGUAUGUCCAGAACCCACUGGAGAACACACUCUGCACUUGCUUUUUGCAGUGACACCACUGCUUUAGCAACGGGCAAACAGAUGUGAGCCAGGCAAUACAUAAAACAGAAAAAACAGGGGAAAGCCAGUCUUACCUGUCAGCACGUUUCUGCUAUCUUUCUGUUACUAAAUCCCCCAACAUUGUCAGGAUAAAUAAAACCCUCUAACACUGUCUUUUCAGUGUUAACAAGAAAGGCAUUACUUUAUCCUUAGUCCAGAGGUGUGUGUAUGGCCAAAAAAAUUCCAGUGUCCAUACAGACAUGGAUACAAAACUUUUCCACUUAUUUAAGCAUUGCUAACAAACAAAAAAAUUAAUGUUCAUUGGUUCUAAAUUACAUAACUCUCAUAAUUAGUAUUCUAUCUCCUAUUGGUUGCCGAAUUCUUGCUUCUUAUGCCAAUUAGUCCAUAUUUUUAGUCUUUUUAGUAUCUCUUUCCUCCAGCAGGGAAUUUCCAACACAUAUACUGAGUCUUUGUUAGUCCUUAGUCUUCUGGUUUCUGCAAAAGGUCCUUGCAGCCCAUAAAUUCUGCAUUCUAGAUAUCCAGUUUCAACAAUGUAUCUCUCACCCAGGCUUUUUUUCAUGGAAACAUCUCAGAGUUAGUUUAGCCAAACAUAAAGUUUCAAUAAUUUUCCCAAGCUAUGUUCCCAUAAAAGGAGUGUACGACAACUUCACUAAAUACUGGCUAAAAGUGAUUUAAGAAUAAUACACUACUUAUAACUUACAUACUAGUUAUGAUAAAUUUUUAAAAAUAAUUAGAAGUUAAUUAAAAUAAUUAAUUUAAAAAUUGGAAAAGUUACAUAAUUUCCAACAAAAGGGUCUAGCAUAUGGAGUAGCCAAAAGCACACAGGUGUAUCUGACUGCAAAAAUGCAAGGUAAAAAGACACAAAAAGGCCUGGAGAAUCAGAGGUUCUAGUUAAAAUGACACCUCCUGUCUCAAUCCCAAAAGACCCUGUCCAUGUUUUCUUUGUUUGGAUGAGGAAGAAUUAAAAAAAAAAAAAAAAAAAAAAAAUUGAAAGAGGGCAAUACAUUAUUCAGAACAACUUAUAUUCCAAGAUUAAGUAACACAGAUGUUAUUGCAAUUACUGUUGUAAAUGUAGGCAUCAUUUCAGACUCCAUUUCUUGUGCAGAUACCAUUAUAGAUUAAGACUGCAUGCAGAGGGAAAUGCUUCUGCAGAUGAGUACCCCAGUGCAGUUACCAUAACACACACCAUUCGUAACUUGUAUCUAAGCUCUGUCUUCCAGCAACCAGGCAUGUUGCGUGACCAUCUGCAAAGGUUGAAGACAUUCCUCCUACCUGACUCCCAAGACAGAAUGGUGGACGCUCCUCUGAGAGCAAAGGCUGCAACUCCAAUGCAGAGGCCUGCACCAUCUACCCCGGCUACUGCCAGUGCCUCCAUCGAGACAGAGCUGCCAAAUGGAGAGGCUGUAGUGCGGAUCUCUCACUGCAGGAAGUGAAUAGAUCUUUUGCUAGUCUAUGGACAGGAGCAGACCUACCUGGAAAAGGUGUACCCAGGUGGAGGACCGCUUGUGGAAAAUGGUUGAGAAAGGCAAGAGGCAGUGAAAAGGCUGCAGAGUGUCCGGAAGGCUGAGAAAGAGUUCUUUCCCAGAAAGGAGAGAGUCUUCUGGUUCCAAGCACUGUUUGCAGUAGGCCCACAGCCUGAAGCCAAACAGCAAGAGACUCCCCCUGUGACACUCACAGAAGGGAAGAGUGCCAAGAGAGCACACACAGAAGGGAGGAGGCCCAGUGUGGAAGAACGGGAACUUGGUACCACAGACCUUCAGGAAGAGCAGUCCUCCCCCAAAGCCACAGAUGCCCUUGCAGAACCUUUCCAGAAGACAGAGGUGCCCUUGCACCUUGUACCUUUCACUGAUCUGCAGGAAAGACUCAGCAGGAGAGGUACUGAAGAUAAGGCAGCCCCGUCUACUCCCCAUAUAACAAGCAGUAAGGCAGCAUAAUCUCCUCCCCAUACAGCAAUCAGCACAAGUAAGAAGAGGGUAACACUAGGAGGAGACUCUUCUGAGAGGUAUGGAGGCACUAUUUACUGGCCUGCUGCACUCUCUACAUUAUGCUGUUUACCAUGGACUCAUAUCAGAGAUGUCACUGAGAGACUACUAUGUCUUGCACAUUCCACCAUUACCUGCUGCUGUUGUUUCAUGUGGGUGCCAGUGAUACAGUCAAGAGCAGUCUGAGCAGCAUCAAAAAGGACUACAGAGCCCUGGGAGCAGCAGUAUCUGCUGACUCUGGAGCACAUAGGUAGUUUUUUCAUCAAUCUUCCCAGUCAAAGAGAAGGGGUUUGAAAGGGCCGGUCAAAUCUGGGAAAUCAACAAACGGUUACAGGACUGGUGCCACAGCCGGGCGUUUGGCUACUUGCUCUGAACAUACAUCAGACUUGCUUUGAACAACCUGGUCUACUGCAGGCAGAUGGAGUCCAUCUGUCAGAAAAGGCAAAAAGCAUCUUCACUCACAGGCUUGCCAAGCUGGAGAACAGGGCUUUAAACUACAAUUGCUGGGGGAGGAGAGCCUCAGUCCAUCCCAUUUCUAUCACAGACAGCAAGCGAUGUCCUGAGCCUCAAGGCAUCCAGACACAAGGGCUUCUCCAGUAUCAUGGGCGUAGAAUCAUUUUAUUACCACCUCAGCCUCUUCACAGAAGCUCUGGCCAAUGCUCCUGCCUGUUUCCUCUCCAGAAGUCAAUGGAAUUAUUUUCUGCAAGUGCUCCUGCAAAUCCUUAGAGGGAAACAGGCUUGAACAGCAGAAUAAGCAGGAUCCAGUGCAGACUGCAGUGGAAUAUGACCAUUUGCUGGUGGGGCAAUGCCUGCUGAUCCUAAUUGACAUUUUCCAAGGAGAGAUGGUGAUGCGGCCGUGCAGCCAAAGCAAGGGCUGUGCAAAAGGGCAGGAAAUGGGUUUGGCUGCUCAGGAAACCACAGCUCCCUUCCCACAACUGUGGGUGCUGAUAGAGGGCUGGGCAGCUCCCUGCUAGCACUGUCCCAGAGCACUGCCUGGUCCCUGGACAGGAGGAGGCAGAGCAGCAGGAGAGCAAAUGCUGGAAGAUCUGCAGGCCAUGCUGGUCCCUACCCUGACCCUGGUCACUCUCCUGGUCCUGCUGCCCCCAGCCCAGUCCUGCCCCUCAGAGAUGAACAAGGUCAAGGAUCUCCUGGAGGUGAACUGCACUGGGCAGGCUCUCAGCACAGUGCCCUCAGACCUGCCUGCAGACACAGGCAUCCUGCUGCUCAGUGACAAUCGCCUGGAGUCCCUCUCCACCGCUGCCUUUCUGAACCUCACCCAGCUUCAGGACGUUGACCUGGCCAACAAUGGGCUGGUGACUCUGUACACAGGGGACCAGCUGCCAUCCCUGAAGGAGCUGACCCUCUCCCACAAUGCCCUAGUGGCCCUACCUGACCUGCAGGGGCUGCCUUCACUCACCCACCUGGCUGUGGCCCACAACAGCCUGGAGACACUGGCCCCGGGAGCUUUCCGCACAGUGCCACAGCUGCAGAAUCUGGACUUGCGAGGCAACAAGAUGCAGAAGCUGCCCCAGGAGGCCUUUGCAGGGCUGAGGGCACUCAGGGAGUUGGACCUCUCAGACAACUUCCUGAAGGAGCUACCCAAGGAGUUGCUGCAGGAUCUGCAGAAGUUGGAGACUCUCUGGCUUUCAGGAAACCAGCUGCGGACCCUGCCCACUGGCUUUUUCCCAAAGGGGCACAUUUUCAUGUAUGUUUUCCUCACUGAGAACCCCUGGCAUUGCAACUGUGACCUGUACUACCUGCAGACCUGGAUCCAGAAGAAUUCUGACGUUGUUUAUCAGCCAGAGAGGCACCUGGAGGAAACAAAGGUGGAGGUUGCACCUGAGAAGGUACUGUGCAACAGCCCAGCUGAGCAUAGGCUGAAGCCCAUCAUGGACCUGAAGCUUAACUGCAGCAUCGUGGAGGAUGCGGAUGAGGAAGGAGGCGAUGAAUAUGAUGAUGAGGAAGAAACAAGAGAGAAAGCUACCAUGACCACCUUCUCCCCCCAUCUAUUCAUCCCCAAAGAGCACACUACCAUGCCCUGUGCUGUUACCUCAUCUUGCCUUCCUACCCUCACUACCACAAGAUCUCCCCUCACCCAACCUUCCUUCAGCACCCCUCGUACCUCCACGCUUUCCCCAAGCACUUUGUUUGUGGUGCUGACAAGCAUCAGAGCUCUCAGCACCACCACUCCUGUACCAGCCGGUCCCACCAUGACACCCAUACAGACCCCCAGCACUGGCACCAUUCUCAGUGCUGCUACCACCAUCACCCUGCACAGACCUGCCACCCUUGACAAUGCCACCUCACUGCCAAUGACUAUGAGCAGCAGCCCUUCUAGCACCAGCGGCCAUCCGCAAACCAUCCUUGAUGCCAGCACUAUCCAUGACAGUCUCAUGGGGUCCACUAGCGCACUUCCCACCACUUCCACGGCAGCGCCUUCUACUGCCAUGCUAGAGGCCUCUUCCAUUGUCAGAUCUCCAUCGCCUCCUCCAACGUCAGCCAACACCACGCUUUCCACUCACGCUCCAAUACUACCACCUCCCUUGGACACCACACACUUCACCCAGCCUGCAUGUUCCCCACUACCUGCUCCUCCUCCCCUCUGCCCUUGCUCCAUCCCAGGACGGGUUGUCCCUGUGCUGCACUUGCAGGCUGGUGGGAGGGGUCCACAGUGGGGACAGUGGGUGCUGAAGCACUGCUGCCUGUUGCACUGGGUGCUCUACCUGGCUUCCUUGGCUCUGCUAGUCCUGACCAUGCUGGCUCUAGCAGGUUGGCUGGCAUGGAUGUGUCUGGUGGGACAACCUUCCAGACAGCAGUCUCUGCAGACCCAAGAGGUACAUUAUCCACUGCUGGAAUGGGGAGAGUCAACAGGAAACCCUAUGAUGCAUCUCAGCAGCUUCAAAAUCCCCUUCCAGCGACCCACAUUCUGUACAAUCAAGGAAGUGGAGUUGUGCCCUGAGGUUACCUACUGCACAAUUAAAGAUCUGGGGAUACAGCGCAGUCCUCCUGCAAGUUACUCUUUCUGUACCACAAAGGAGUUGUGGGUUCACCACAGUCCUCUGCACACAUCAGUCAAGCCUUUCUCCAGGAAGCUGAUGGUCACAGACCCUGGCUUCCUGAGGACCUCAUCUGCUUACAGCCUAGACAGGGGUAUCAAGGCCAUCGGUGAUGUCAGAGUGAAAUAUGUGAGUAACACCAUGUAAAUGUUUCUGUACACUCAGAGAAAGAGAUCGAGAGUUGUGGCUCUGCUUUAUACGCUUUGUUUUACAAAGGAAAGAUCUACUUGCCUAGGAAGAAGCCAUCCAGCUCCUUCCUCUACUAUUCUCAAACAGCUUGAGGUUUCCAGAGCUAAAAUAAUUACUUGGGUGUUUGGCAGAGGAAGAUAAUGUCCUAAACUGGUCAAUGAUAGUUUAGAACUGCCACUGUUUGGUUUUGGGGUGAGUGAGGGCAAGCAAAACUUAUGUUGUGCUCUGUUGUAACUGUUUCUGUUCAAAUUAUGCACACAAAGACGCAAUAUACUUUCCACUCAGUGCCAGGUUCUUAAUCACAUAAUAAAUAUUCUGUGCCUGAACUUAAAAAAGGGGUGCUAGUUUGAUUUCAUUGCACUACCACAAGUCUUGUCAGGGCACAGUGAAUGAGAAAUUUGUCUUCAGUGUUUUGGAAUAGUGAAGGCAGUGGAAAAAAUCCAUGGAAACCCAGAAUCCUAGAAUAUCCUGAGUUGGCAGGGACCCUGAAGGACCACAUCUAAUUCCUGGCCCUGCACAGACACCACAACAAUCCCACCCUGUGCCUGAGAGCAUUGUCUAAAACCUCCUGGAGCUCUGGCAGCCUUGGGUCUGUGACCAUUCCCUGAGGAGACUGUUCAGUGCCUGACCACUGUGUGAGGGAAGAACUUUUUCCCUAAUAUUGAUCUAUUGGGAUGCCCCCAUGACACGGUUCCAACUUUUCCUGGGUUCCUGACCUAGGUCCCAGAGAACAGAGAUCAGAGCUGGCCCUCUACCUCCCCUCAGGGGAGGUCUUCAUCAUAAGGUGUCCCCUUGAUGUCCUCCAGACCAAAUAAGUCAAGUGCCCUCAACUGCUACUCAUACUCUUUCCCUCUAGACCCUUCCCCAUUUCUGUGGCCUCCUUUGAAUACUCUUUAGCAGCUUUAGAUCCUUCUUGUAUUCUGGCAUUCAAAACAACACACUUAUACUCCUGUUCCUGACUUUGGCCCUAAAUGUGUGAUUCUUCCCUGUGCUACUUCAUCACAUGGGAAAAGUAUCCCACUGCAGGUAAUAAGGAAAGUGCAAGUGCCUCUGCAUGACCUAUUAUGGGUUGGUCAGAUAUGGAGGAGUAGCAUGGGAAGCUUUGAAGGGCAACGGAUGUGACUUUUAAGGGAUUACACUAGGACAAAACACACAGGAGCUGGUCAAACUUUGUGAUCACCUGUCUAGAUGUCACUCAAAUGUUUUGGGAGGUAUGAGAAGGAGGCAAUAGUCACCAUUGGUGGGGAUUGAAUGGCUCACACCAGAACUGGUGCAUAAAUGCAGCAGCUGGAUCUUGUGAAUCACUUUUCCAGCCUGAAAUGCAGUUCCAGUUCUAAUUGCCCCAAAUGUCAAACUGUUCGUGAGUCAGCAUGGCCUUCUGCCAGCUUAACUACUAGGUCCACAGGUGGGAAUGUGUGCCUGUGCUUGGUCAGCAUGAGUAUGUCUGCUGGGGCAGGUUUGGUCUGCAAGUGUGUCCAUGGACUUACACAUACUGCAUUUGUAAAGAGACACUUGUCUGUCUGUUGGUGCUGUCCUCUAACCACACCAUCCUCUCUAUCCCUGUUUUCCUGGGACAAUGAGGCAAGCACCUCUAGUGCUGGCACAGCCUGAAGGCCCCAACCGUGAGGCACAGACAUCUGGGAAGCAGAGGGGUGGAAAAAGAUCUUUGUAUCUUGUGGACAGAAAGGUGAACAAGGUCUGGCAGUGCACCUGGCAGCAAAGGGAGGGCAACAAAAAGCCUGGACUGGGUUAACAGAGACAGGGCCAGCAGGCCAAGGGAAGUGAUUAUCCCCUUCUCCUCAGAACUUUUUAGACUACAAUUUUUUGCCACCUUCGACACAUGUGAAGCCACCCAGCUCCCUUCCCACAGGCACCACUGAUACUUCAGUAUUUCUCAGAAUCCCAUUACCUUUGCCUCUCUUUGUAACUCCUCCCUAGAAUUCUUCACACAACAAGCAUUCCAGGUCACUCCAGGAAUCCAAGACCUCUCAAUACCACCUAGGAACCCCAAAGCUCCCAGGACCCCCUAUUCUACCCCAUCUUCAAUCCCCACAAAUCCUGGCACCCCCAGGACUCUGUUCUCUUAGACCCCCUACGCACUCCAAGAUUCCUCUCAGUCCUGAGACACACACAUACACCUUUGUGCCCAGUGAACACAGGCACACAAAGCCCCAGUACCCAGCACCACCCACGCAGAACACUCAGGUCACUGGUCUCCUGU
Messenger RNA from Catharus ustulatus (Swainson's thrush), 9013 nucleotides. RefSeq names its product platelet glycoprotein Ib alpha chain-like. Gene Ontology annotation, molecular function: protein binding. Bases 4582 to 6750 code for a protein of 722 amino acids. The transcript has 2 exons. The record is from RefSeq and is a predicted model, not a curated record. Lineage: Eukaryota; Metazoa; Chordata; Aves; Passeriformes; Turdidae.